Molecule: messenger RNA, 2787 nt
Organism: [Torrubiella] hemipterigena
Lineage: Eukaryota; Fungi; Ascomycota; Sordariomycetes; Hypocreales; Clavicipitaceae
Source: the annotation of a GenBank genome assembly
GCCCUAUUGUGCCAUAUCGGGCCUCCAUUGUAAAAGGGACUUUUGUGGAAAUUUAUCGACCAUUUAUUGGAUCUUUUGGUCAUUAAUCGUCCCCCUCAGGGCAUAAUUGCUCUCCUGAACCCGACCAAUAGAUACGCUGCCGUGUAAGUGAUAUUCUACCUUGUCCACCGUGCUUGUAUAACCAAUUACUACGAUUUAUUAGCUACAUCGGCCAUUGGCGCCGUCUAAAUCAGUCGUAAAAGUCGAUAGGACGAAGCCAACUAUGAAGCGGUUCACUUUGGAAUCAAAAUCGUAAAAUAGUCCAUUUGAGGACUAGUGCCAGUGGCUGUGUGAACAUGGACAUGCCUCUAUCUAUCCACUUGCAGUAUACACCGUACCCCGAAUUUCCACUUCCUUUCCCUCCGGAACCCAUACUGCCUCGGCCAUCGAGCAACCUCCCUUGUCUCGCUUCCACCCCUCAUCGCCCUUCUCUACCGCUUCUGCUGAAAUCUCCUUGCCGAAGAUAUCAAGCCAGAUCUGAGUAUCACGAAUUAUGGAGAAGCCACAGGCACGGUAGAGAUUGAGUCCUCCCGAUUCGCCAGUCACAUACAUAAUCUCGUUGUGGUCUUGGCCCCAGCGAAUGAGUGUGCGGGCGACGCCUUGGCGACGAUGAGACGGAGAAACACCAAUGCCAUACAGAUGCAGAGAUGGGCUCGAGGUAGAUAAUGACGGCGGCAUAGCUUUGCGCGACCGAGCCAAUGCUUCCACAUGGGAUGUAAUGCUCGGCGGUUCAGGAGGGUUAGGGUGUUUCGCGUGAAACAAUUGCUUCGCUUCUUCGAGUAUGGCAGUGACAACUAGUUUUGGUCAGCAUUGACAGAAAAUUAAAAUUUCCAGAAGAAUCGCGAACCAAGCUUGUCCUCUUGGGGUCUCCAUUGGCGUACGACAAUAUUUCCAUCUUUCAGAAUUCGUUGUAUCCAGAUGGCCACGCCAAUAACUUCAUCACGAGCCCCUGCUGCGGCUGCUUCCACUGUAACAGGGACCACCGCAACACGAAUCAUCUUGCCGGGAUCCAAGAAGCAUGAUGCCAUCCAGUCUAGCAUCACGCAAUACAGCCAUCGAGAAUCUCCAAUUGUUGUAGGUCGCUGCCAUAUGGUACCAUCAUCUGGCGAGUCACAGAUGUGCUGCGCAAUGGAGGGUAGAUCCUCUGGUACUGCGGUGCGAUAUACUAGCUGUGUUGUCAUCUUGUUUUACUAAACAACAAGAGGAAACUAUAGAAAUUACACUAGGCCAAGGCCGUAAUAUAUACUUUGUGCUUUCCUGUGUGAUUGGCCUCUGGAAAUAUAGCAUUGACUAAUUGUUAAUAAUAAUUUUUGUGUGAAUCAAACAAAGCUGAAUGCGUGACUCACUGAGGCUUGUUGGAGCGAGUUGCGAGGCGUUGUCAAACCUUGCAUACGCUCCACAAGCACCAUUUACUUAAUUAACUUAAUGCAACUAAUUUCACAUUUUGUUUCUUUUGCAUUAUUUGCUAUACAUAUUUUUCACACAUAUCUCUUACUUGUUUUGUUUGUCUAUGACGCCGUUGAUUGGUCGAUAUUUUAGUCUGUCGGGACGGAGACUAUGUUGCAGUUAGUCUUUUAUUAAUUUCUGUACCGCAUGAUAAUAUGAAAUCUACAAGUUUAAAGCGUUAAGCAAGACUUGUAGGAGUAAGUAUUGAAGGAUCAUUUAUUUUCCGCUCAAAGUAACGCUGAUAUUCCACUGAGAAAUGCCGCAUCAGGCUGUUUGAUAAGGCUCUCAAGACAGCUGGGCUUGUAUAAUUUAUCCUUUUUCCCCGCCCGACGAUCCGAACAGUUUCACAACCUCAUUCUUGAUUCAUCACUCUAUGAGAAUCCGCUCAUAAAAGUACUAAAUAUCCUACACUAUCACUUAUUCAUUCCUGCCUUAUUCCGCUGUUACAAUGGGUCAGGGUCCGUCUCAGCCCAAGCCGGGCACCAAGUUUCGCGUCAUCGGCGCCGGCAUGUCCCGAACUGGCACGAAAUCGUUUUCCGAAGCCCUUACUAUUCUUCUUGAUGCGCCUGUUCAUGAUGCUGGCGUUGAAUCCAUUGGAGGGCCAAAGCAUCAUCGCCAAAACUGGAUGGAGGUGAUGCGGCUGGCGCCCAAUGCCAAAACCUCCGCCGAUGACAAGAAGGUCGAUGCUCUGCUACACAAACUUCUUGAUGGCUACUGCGCCACUGUUGACGUCCCGGCCAAUAUGCUAACACCAGAGCUUCUACGCGUCUACCCUGACGCCGUUGUGAUUGCCACUACGCGCGACUCAGCGUCGUGGUACCGCAGUCUGCAGCGUAUGACGGCCAUGACCACACCGACCUAUGUCCACAUCAUUGUGUACUGGAUCCCUGUAUUUGGUGAUUUCCGCAAGCAUUUCCUCGCCCUCCAGAAAGUCUUCUUGUGGCGACUUGGAACAAAGGAUCUGGCGCUAACAGACCUCCAACGACAUGAAGACAUGAUCCGCGAAUGGGUCCCUGCUGAGAAGCUUAUUUGGUAUGAAGUUCGCGACGGUUGGGGGCCGUUGUGUAAAGCAUUAAACGUGCCGAUUCCAGAUCGGCCCUUUCCACACAAUAACAAACCUGACGAUGGUGUCUAUUAUUUCCGGUACUUUAUGAUCUUUGGGCUGAGCCUCUGGGCUCUAGUUCUUGGAGCGGUCUAUCUGGCGGGGUACAUGAUUUGGAACCAGUUUUUCAGAUGAAGAUUUUAGUGUUUAUUAUGAAUACUUGAAUUCUCAAUUAUGAAGCUUGAAUUACUACCUGCCCG